CCACCGGUAUUGUUUCAUCUACCUUUAUUUCAGUUCGCGUUAGGUGUUCGUCAGGUUCGUUACGGUACGACAUUCCGCGGCGCGUGUCUCGCUAGUUCCUUCACCUGUUUAUUGAUUUAACUGAGAUAUGUGAGAGGUUACUACAUCAAGGAAUAAAUAUUUACGGUGUAUGUAUGUGGUGUAGUGUACUUUUGAAGCAAUCGAUUUUUCCCAUGUGCAUUGUGUGGUUUAGAAUUUAAAUACAUAUCCGUUGGCGAAUACAUAGAUAUAGCUAAUUAGCAACAUCGCAAUGCGAUGAGGAAAAUUGUGUAUCAGUGAAGGGCAUAUUAUUGGCUGGGUCAUAAGUGCAUAAAUUUGUGAAUAAGGUGAAGUUCUGGGGAUAAUUUAUUUUGUAAAGAAAGAAAGAAACAAAUCAUCAGAUAAUCAUGAGUCAACUUGGAACAGUUUAUGCCACAAAGCGGAGGCGUCGCAAUGGAAAAAGCUUAAAAGCACCACCAAAAGAAGGCAUGACCAAAAGUAACCCUUCCAAACGGCAUCGUGAACGCCUCAACGCCGAGUUAGAUCUGCUAGCAUCACUGCUUCCGUUCGAGCAAAAUAUUUUAAGUAAACUAGAUCGACUGAGUAUUUUACGGCUGUCCGUUAGUUAUUUAAGAACCAAAAGCUAUUUCCAAGUCGUUAUGCAUAAAUCUAAGGAAGAAAAUGGCAUAGGUAAUUCAGUACAUCCUCAUGAUUCGUAUCGAACGAGAGAGAUUGGAAGCUUCGAAACUGGUCCGCUGGAUGGAGAGAUGUUUCUACAGGCUCUAAACGGUUUCAUAAUAAUCCUGACCUGCGAAGGAGAGGUGUUUUUUGCAACUCAUACUAUCGAAAGUUAUUUAGGUUUUCAUCAGUCUGACAUUGUUCAUCAGUCAGUGUACGAGCUAGUUCAUUCCGAAGAUCGCGAGGAGCUUCAGCGACAGUUGUUAUGGAACACAUUUCUACCGGCUGACCUGUCCGGACUGCAACUGACCGACGCUCUAGUACCUGAGAAAUCCACGCUACUGGAACGAAGUUUCACUGUGAGGUUCAGGUGUCUACUAGAUAAUACGUCCGGCUUUUUGAGGCUAGAUAUCCGAGGGCGAGUGAAAAUAUUGCAUGGCCAAAAUCGCAAGGUAGAAGAGCCACCCUUAGCUCUGUUCGCCUUUUGCACACCAUUUGGACCACCUAGUCUACUAGAAAUUCCACAAAAGGAAAAUAUGUUUAAAUCAAAACAUAAACUUGAUUUUACGUUAGUUUCAAUGGAUCAAAAAGGAAAAAUGACAUUAGGAUACUCAGAUUCCGAACUCGCUAACAUGGGCGGAUAUGAUCUAGUGCAUUUUGAUGAUUUGGCCUAUGUGGCAAGUGCACAUCAAGAAUUGCUUAAGACUGGCGCAUCAGGAAUGAUUGCAUAUCGAUACCAAAAAAAGAAUGGAGAAUGGCAGUGGCUGCAAACAAGUUCCAGAUUAGUUUAUAAGAAUUCCAAGCCCGACUUCAUCAUAUGUACUCACAGACAGCUAAUGGAAGAAGAAGGCAGAGAUCUCCUCGGAAAGCGGACGAUGGAUUUUAAAGUAAGCUAUUUAGAUACUGGAUUAACGUCAACAUACUUUACUGACGCAGAUCAACUGAUCGUGACACCUAGUGGAUCUCCUACGGCGGCUACGACAUCACCAGUUUCUUCUACGCAACGAUACAAUCGCCGCUAUAAAACUCAACUCCGAGACUUCUUGUCUACAUGCCGAUCCAAACGGAAGCUGCAACAAUCUCCUGGGGGACAGGUCGCCUCUCCGGUGCAGAUGGUUGAGUACGUGAAUGAUCCUGCCGUGGCCGUAGCAGCAGCCUAUUCGAAUCUGAAUCCCAUGUACACCACAUCGCCAUACGUUUCGACGGAGAGCAUGUACAUGACACCACCGGCACACUCAUCGAACUUCUAUUCAGUGUCUGACAACAUAUUCCAUCAAUACCGGCUGCAAGGCGUCGGUGGAUAUUUCCCAGAGUAUGCAUCAACACCAGCUCCCUAUAUAACAAACAAUGGAUUUGUUCCUUAUGAAGGUUAUGGCAUAGCAAAAGACGAGCGAUGGCACGACGCUGAUAAAUGCAUGCCUGAAAACGAUACUAUCAAUCGUGAAAUGGACAAUGAUUACGAAAGUCCUGACAUCCACAAGAAAACCAAGCAAUCUCCUUCCCUCGAAGAUGUAUCAUCUUCAGGGAAACCACUUCAAUCGUCGGUUAACCUAACUAACACGUUGAUCCCAAACUCUGGUCAAGAUAGGCAGAAUUCCUCAAAUAAUGUGAUCAACAGUAAUGUUAUCAAGAAUCCUAACACAACCAAAAGUCGCGAAACGAAUGACAUGCCACACUCCGACAUGAAAGAAGAGGCAUUGUCACCGCAGCAUUUCGAACCACGACGGCAAACCGUUCUUAUGUGGGGUACGUCACAAGCAUCCAAAAACAAAUACAAUUGUUCAACCUACAACAACGAUCACAGUUGUUCCAAUAACACUACUCCAACUACCACUAGUUGUACCACGAAUUGUUCGUCUUCACAAUCUCCUGCUUCCAAUGAUCGAAUUGUUGUUAAUUCAAAUGAAGAAAACAAUUUAAAUCUCGAACGGAAUGAAACAGGAAAGGAUCUUGGCAAAAACGACGACGUACUAGUCCCAACAGCGAGAAUCCCCAGUCAUGAGCAAAUCGGUGUUUGUCCAAAUGAUGAGAAGCUCAUCAACAGUCCUCUGUUAUCGCUAUCCGAUGUAACAAAUACAUUAUUGGAACAAUAACUGUUCUAUGUGUUAUUUUAAUUAUUUUGAUGACA
Molecule: messenger RNA, 2824 nt
Organism: Aedes aegypti (yellow fever mosquito)
Lineage: Eukaryota; Metazoa; Arthropoda; Insecta; Diptera; Culicidae
Gene: ss
Product: aryl hydrocarbon receptor
Exons: 11
Coding region: 426-2789 (787 amino acids)
Biological process (GO): regulation of transcription by RNA polymerase II
Cellular component (GO): nucleus; aryl hydrocarbon receptor complex
Molecular function (GO): protein dimerization activity; transcription cis-regulatory region binding; nuclear receptor activity
Source: RefSeq, a predicted model, not a curated record